GUAUAUAGAUGAGUUCCUCUCUCAGGCUGAAAUCCAAGGAGCCAUGAUUGCCGAUAUUUCAAAACUAUGCGAUGCUGCUGUAGCCUGGUGCAGUGCUCAAGAAGAAAGGCUUAAGAAACCAUUUAUGGACCUCCCAAUUUGGGAACCGUCGCCACACAAGCUAAUUUAUUCUCUGUGCCAAGAGACGUUUUGGGAUAGGAUUCUUUCAACUCAAGCUUUAGUGGUGACCAUAGUCAUGUUCUGCGACAUCAUUUAUCAUCUGGGAUACAUUGCUUUGAGUACAUUACUGUUAAUGACAUGAAUAUAUUGAAGAGGACUGUGCUUGCUAGGUGAUACUGUAUUUUACAGCAUUGCCACUUCUCAACUCCUCACUCUCUAAAUUGUACACAGGCCUUGAAC
Messenger RNA from Cuscuta epithymum, 399 nucleotides. The record is from the annotation of a GenBank genome assembly. NCBI's taxonomy places the organism in Eukaryota, Viridiplantae, Streptophyta, Magnoliopsida, Solanales, Convolvulaceae.